AUGACUAUCUUAGCCAACGGGGAGGUGAUAUCUGAAGAGGAGGACGCCGGCCAAGAGUCAGAUGAGGAAGGCGUGGAGUACCCUGUCCGUGGAGAGCUACUAGUCACCAGGAGACUUCUCAAUGCUCAAUCUAAAGCCAAAGAAGAUGAGCAAAGGGAAAACUUGUUCCACACCAGAUGCUUUGUUCAAGAAAAGGUUUGUAGCUUGAUCAUUGAUGGAGGAAGCUGUACUAAUGUAGCAAGUGCUGAGUUGGUGGAGAAGUUGGGUCUUCAAGUGUUCAAGCAUCCUAAACCAUAUCUCUUGCAAUGGAUCAAUGAUGAGGGUGGAUUACAGAUCACCAAGCAAGUGAAGGUCUUGCUAUCAGUGGGAAAGUACCAGGAUGAGAUCACUUGUGAUGUAGCACCCCUUGAAGCUAGCCACAUCCUUCUUGGACGUCCAUGGCAGUAUGAUAAGAGAUCAGUACAUGAUGGCUUUACAACCAGAUACACUUUUAUCCAUAAGGAGAAACAAGUUACCCUGGCGCCAAUGACCCCUCAGGAGGUACACCAGGAUCAGAUGCAUCUCAAAAUGAAGAGAGGAGAGUCCAAGGCCGCCAGCAAGUCCUUGCUUCUUGAAGAGACCAGCCAGGUAAGUAAACUCAACCUCUUUGCUACUGCUAAAGAUAUCAAAACUGCUGUGAUUGAACAAUCAAAUUUGAUACUAGUGGUUUAUAAAGAAUUGUUGAGCUCUACUACUAACCCUGCUCCUGAGAUUCCAGAGGAGAUUGAGUGCCUUUUGCAGGAGUAUAGAGAUGUGUUCCCAGAGGACAAUCCAAUAGCAUACAGGACCAACCCUGUGGAGACCAAGGAGCUUCAGAAACAAGUCAAUGAGCUAAUGGAGAAGGGACAUAUCAGGGAGAGUAUGAGUCCUUGUGUUGUACCUGUCCUCUUGGGCAUACAGGUUGAUGAGGAAAAAGUGAAGGCUAUCAGGGAGUGGCCGAUUCCUAAAUCUAUUGGAGAGGUCAGAAGUUUUCAUGGACUUGCUGGCUUCUACAGGAGGUUUGUGAGAGAUUUCAGUACAGUUGCAGCACCACUGACUGAAGUAAUCAAAAAGAGUGUAGGUUUCACUUGGGGACCAACCCAAGAAGAGGCAUUUCAAAUGCUAAAAGAGAAGUUAACAAGUGCUCCCUUACUUGCACUUCCUGACUUUUCUAUAACUUUUGAAAUUGAAUAUGAUGCAUCUGGUAUUGGAAUUGGAGCUGUAUUGGUGCAGGAUAAGAAACCCAUAGCUUACUUCAGUGAGAAACUAGGAGGCGCCACCUUGAACUAUCCUACCUAUGACAAGGAGCUGUAUGCCUUGGUGAGAGCUUUACAAGUGUGGCAACAUUACUUGUGGCCUAAGGAGUUUGUGAUCCAUACAGAUCAUGAAUCCCUUAAACAUCUCAAAGGGCAACAGAAGCUGAACAAGAGACAUGCCAGGCUUUGA
Molecule: messenger RNA, 1464 nt
Organism: Brassica napus (rape)
Lineage: Eukaryota; Viridiplantae; Streptophyta; Magnoliopsida; Brassicales; Brassicaceae
Exons: 4
Coding region: 1-1464 (487 amino acids)
Source: RefSeq, a predicted model, not a curated record